CUGAGAACUAACAGGAUGACCACUAGGGAUUUGACAGUAGGAAUGAUCAUCUUACUACAGACUCUAUUUGGAAUCCUGGGGAAUUUCUCUCUUCUUUACUGCUAUCUCUUCCUUUAUUUCACUGAGUGUAGGCUAAGGUCCACAGAUUUGCUUGUCAAGAACCUGACUGUAGCCAACUCCUUGGUCCUGUUCUCUAGCGGAUUCCAUGAUACAAUGUCACAUUUUGGGUGGUAUCAGGUCUUCAACGAUUUUGGAUGCAGAUUUUUCCCCUAUGUUCGUGCAGUGGGCAGGGGUGUGUCCAUUGGCACCACCUGCCUCUUGAGUGUCUUCCAGGCCACCAUGAUCAGCCCCAGGAACUCCAGGUGGGCAGAUCAUAAAGUGAAAGUUCUCAAGUGCAUUGUCCCUUCAAUUUUCCUGUGCUAGAUCUUGCACAUGCUGAUAAAUGUCAUUUAUCCUAUGUUUGUGAGUAGUAAUUGGAGCCACAAAAACACCACAAACAGAAAAAGUUUUGGACACUGUUCUUCUGUUCGUCAUGACAAAACCAGAGACUUAUUAUAUGCAGCAUUGCUAUCAUUCCCUGAUGUUUUCUAUUUGUUCUUCAUGCUCUGGGCCAGCGGCUCCAUGGUUUUCAUCCCGUACAGGCACAAGCAGAGGGUCCAACACAUUCAUAGGACCAGCAUGUCCUCCAGAUCCUCCCCUAAGUCCAGAGCUACCAAAACCAUCCUUCUCCUGGUGAGCACCUUUGUCUGUUUUUACACCAUUUCCUCCAUUGCACCUCAAUUAUAUUGGAGAACUUUUGUUCGAAGUCUUCCUCUUCUGCGUCAAGGGCAGAUUGUAAAGAGCAUAAAAGAUCAGGUUCAGGUUGGUCAGGAAACUCUAAGAUGA
Messenger RNA from Ceratotherium simum simum (southern white rhinoceros), 885 nucleotides. The record is from RefSeq and is a predicted model, not a curated record. Lineage: Eukaryota; Metazoa; Chordata; Mammalia; Perissodactyla; Rhinocerotidae.